AAUAAAAUAAGACGAGGCGUUUCUUUAUAUUUUGUCCGAUUAAGAGAACAUUUUCUCGUGUCCGCGUCCGUUCAAGAUAAUGUCCGUCAAAGAGAGAGUUAAUACAAUGCAAAUUGUAUGAGAGUUUAAAGGAGGUGUCCUUGCAAGCAACAUUAAAGUAAAAAGCAAUCCCUCGUCUAUAUCAGUUAAAUUUACUUCUUAGCCUAAUAGAAAAAGUCAUUAUUCAUUUUAUCUAUGAACUAUGACUAUGAAAAAAUUCAAAACCUUGAAAAUCUCAAUAAUCUAAUGACAUUCAUAAGUGUUUAUUAUUUGUUUUCCUACAUGAUACUAUAAUUUUUGGGACAAUCUGCAUACAAUUGAAAAAAAUCGAUCUUUGACACUGUGAUAAUUCACAAUGCAGAGCCCAAACAAGCUGGAGGGAUGCCAGUACCUGGGCAGGGUCAAGGUGCUCCUGGGAUGCCUGAUCCCAUCAACGCCUUACAGAAUCUAGCGAGCCAAGGCACCCGCAACCCCAUGAUGAACAUGGGGCCCCAGCCAGGGCAGAUGGGAGGCCCCCAACAGGCCCCGAACGCCAACUUGUUACAGACGAUCAAUCGGGGACCUGGACAACAGUUGAUGAUGGGGAAUAUGCCGGGUAAUAUGCCUGGCAUGCAGGACCCUCAAAAUAUCGGCAUGCCCCCAAAUGGCAGCCCAAUGGGCGGCAACCAGAUGGUGAGCCAGGUAGCAAACCAGAUCCGUCUUCAGCAGAUGCAGAACGCCAGCAUGGCCCAAAUGGGCAACCAAAUGCCGGGCCAUUUGGCCAAUCAAAUGCAGGGAGGAGUGCCCAAUCAGAUGCCUGGACAGAUGCCCGGUCAGAUGCAGAUGGCCGGAGCUAUGGCGAAUCAGAUGCAGAAUCAAAUGAUGGGCGGCAUGCCUCCGAUGCAACAGCAAAAACCGCCGCCUCCCCAACAGCAGAUGCUGAUGAACCAGAUGGGCGCGGCCAAGUUUCAAGGCGGCGGACCGCAAGGGCCCCCCCAGAUGUUCCAGCAGUCUCCGUCACCGUCGGUGCAGUCUCCGGCUGGUAGCGGCGGGUUAGUCGGGCAGCCGCCCGUGGCCAGUCCGGCCCUGGCGCCGUCGCCGGGAAUGGGCAUGGGCGCAGGUGGAGGGGGAGGCGGUGCCGGACAGCAGCCCAGAUCGGUGGGUAUGGCUCCGUCACCAAGCAGUUCCUCCCUCAACACCCCGGCCGGUCAGACCGGUCACAGUCCGAUGGCCGGUGCAGGUACGCCUGGAGGUCAGGGGGCCAUGACCGACGAGCAGGCGUACAGGGAAAAGGUGAGGCAGCUCAGCAAGUAUAUCGAACCGCUUAGGAAAAUGAUCACCAAAAUGGGCAAUGACGACGUUGAAAAAAUGAGCAAGAUGAAAAAACUCCUGGAAAUCUUAUCAAACCCGCAACAGCGUAUGCCUCUGGACACGCUGAGAAAAUGCGAGAUCGUCCUGGAAAAGAUCGACUUCAAGAGAGGCGACAGCAGUGUCCCGACUUCGACUACGUCUCAUCUACCGUUCAAGGAACCACAUGUCUUCCACUCUCUCUUAGACGCGGUCAGUAACAAUCUGCAAAGUCCUGUGAUCAACCAUACGCUGCACAGGACCUUCGGACCUACUUUGGAAGCGCUUUUCGGUCCGGAAAUUAAACUGGUGCCGCCGCUGAAGAAACAAAAAAUCGAAGAACCGACCAGCGACAUCCCGGACGUGCUCCAAGGCGAGAUCGCUCGCUUGGACCAACGUUUCAAAGUCUCACUGGAUCCCAACCAACAACCGGGCUCCAAAUCGAUCCAACUAACCUGUUGGCUGGACGACAAGCACCUGCCCUGCGUGCCGCCUGUCUACCUUAUCGUCCCCGAGGACUACCCGAAAAAGUCGCCGAUCUGCCACAUGGCCCCGCACGAGUACAACGCGACCCAGUUUUUGUCUGCCGUGCAAACGGGGUUGUCAGCCAGGAUCAAGAAGCUGCCGAAGCAUUUUUCGGUGUCUCAGUUGUUGGAUACGUGGGAGAUGAGCGUUAGGCAGGCGUCGGCGCCGACUAGCGUGCCAGUUAACACGCAGAUUCUGUUGAUGGGGUUGUAAUAUUCACAGAGCGAUGUAACGUCUGAAAUUUGCUGACGAUCCUCAAUGUUUGUCUGGUCGAGUCUUUAUCUUUUACACCGUCCGUUUUUUCAAAAUAUUUUGAUAUUUCCAUACUUUUUGGGACAUGUAUACAGGGUGACAGGUAAAUAGGUGUAAAACAUUUUAGGAGGUGAUAGUACAGCUUUGCUAUCGAAAUUAGUAUAUAAUACCAUACCCUAUAUUCAAAGGUUGAAAAGUUAUUGAAGAUUUAAGAUUUUUUUAAAAACAAUCCAUAUUUCAGAGUAAAAAAGUCGAGAGAGAAAAAAGUUGGC
This is a messenger RNA of Acanthoscelides obtectus, 2414 nucleotides long. NCBI's taxonomy places the organism in Eukaryota, Metazoa, Arthropoda, Insecta, Coleoptera, Chrysomelidae. The record is from the annotation of a GenBank genome assembly.